Drosophila willistoni is the source of this 2287-nucleotide messenger RNA. It is a transcript of the gene Poxm, whose product is annotated as paired box pox-meso protein. The coding region runs from base 782 to 1870 and encodes 362 amino acids. Gene Ontology annotation, molecular function: RNA polymerase II cis-regulatory region sequence-specific DNA binding; DNA-binding transcription factor activity, RNA polymerase II-specific. Gene Ontology annotation, biological process: anatomical structure development; regulation of transcription by RNA polymerase II. The record is from RefSeq and is a predicted model, not a curated record. The transcript is spliced from 2 exons. Lineage: Eukaryota; Metazoa; Arthropoda; Insecta; Diptera; Drosophilidae.
ACGGGUGACGAACAACAAGUUGUGGAGAUUUUGCGCGCGUCUACGGAUCACGACCCAAAAGACCCCAGUCCCAGUCACAGUCACAAUUGCAGUCACAGUCACUGGAUACGGAUGCGUUUCGAUUGUAGUGGCCCUUAACGCGAGUGUUUCCAUUUGUUCUUCAUGGGAGGUCUUAGUUUCAGUUAAUAUUUCCCCCAAAACUAAUGCUAAUGAAUAAUUCAAGCAAAUUCCUAAAGUAAAUUCAGUGAUCGGCCUAGCUUAUAGAGGUGUAUAUAUUUACCCCCGUGCCCACCCCUCUCUAGCCGACUCCUUCGAAAAAUUAGGUGUGAUAAGUGCGUGAUAAUUUUUGAACAAAGCCCUCCCGUAUCCUCUAUGUGCUAAUCAAAUUUCAGUUUUGGUUCAACAACUCAUCGCGCAACUAGUCCGGAGUACUUGCCAAAUCCCCCGAAAAAAAAAAAAUCGAUUGAAACCUAAUCAAGCAUCCACAACUGGCGUCGCGUCGGCCAGCAACGAAUCAUCGGCGUCAAUUUGUAUACAAAAUUUCAUGCCUUAAUUGAAACUAACAAUAUAGCCAAGUGCGAAAAUUUAACGGCUGAAAAAAAAAACCCUUCCCGUCCAGAAGCUGCCCAUCAUCCAUCAUAUCAUCAUAUUUGGAACUAAAGCACCGACGGAAGCGAGAAAGUUUUGCGAGUCCAAAACAAAACCACAACAACAACAACAACUGAAAGUGUUAUAAUUAACCAUAAUUGUGGAGUACUUUACUCAACUAACGCCGCCUGAAAUGGACCCAGAGUCGCAGUGUCCGCAGUACGGCGAGGUGAAUCAGCUGGGCGGCGUCUUUGUUAAUGGACGACCAUUGCCUAAUGCGACGCGCAUGCGCAUUGUGGAGCUUGCCCGCCUUGGCAUCCGGCCCUGCGACAUCUCUCGCCAGUUGCGGGUCAGUCAUGGCUGUGUAUCGAAGAUACUGGCCCGCUAUCACGAGACGGGAUCCAUUCUUCCUGGAGCGAUUGGCGGCUCCAAGCCGCGGGUGACAACACCCAAAGUAGUCAACUAUAUCCGUGAACUGAAGCAGCGGGAUCCGGGAAUCUUUGCCUGGGAGAUUCGGGAUCGACUGCUGAGUGAAGGAAUCUGCGAUAAGACGAAUGUGCCCAGUGUUAGCUCCAUUUCACGCAUUCUACGCAACAAGUUGGGCAGCAUUGGUCAUCAUCAUACGCCCGGAGGAUCAAGUGCAUCGGGAAUGAACAACAAUACCAGCAUGGGAAGUUCCGGUACUAAUGGCGGCAACAACGGCCUGGCUAAUACGGGCAGCAUGAACAUGUCUAACUCACACACGGGCUCCUCUUCCGCCUCUUCGCACCACCAUCAUCAUCAUCACCACACAGCGGCGGCGGCAGCAGCCAGUGCCCAUCACGCCCAUGCCCAUGCACACCUCUACAAUUCCAUUUACCAGCCAUAUAGUGCAGCUGCCGCCUACAGCAUGAAGGCCGUAUCCUGCGGCAGUCCAUCGCCGCCGCAAGGAGGUGGCGGUCAAACGCAUCCGCAUCAGCUUCGAAGUGUGGCCGCUGCCGCCGCUGCCCAUUGGCCGUCAUCGCACUCGGUUAGCGAUAUACUGGCCCACCAUCAGGCCGUUGCUCUGAGGGCCAGCUGCCAGGUAGGGGUAGGAGUUGGCGUGGGCAUGGGCAAUACAGUGUCACCUUUGCCCAUGACCCCUUCGCCAGUCGGAGCAGCAUCGGCCGGUGGACAGCCGCUGCUCGACUGCGAGGGUGGAACGGGACAGCAACCACCCUACUAUAUGUACUUUCAAAAUGGUGGAAUGCAUCAUCAUUACCAUCAUGGUGGCAUGAUGGCAGCCGGAGCCACCGGCUUAUGAGUGUGAUAAGUUGUUCACAUAGUCAGUUGCUAAUCAGUUGGACUAAGUUCCACUUAAAGUAGAUGCGAGCAGAAGUUUGGAUACUCGAAACGAAGGGCUACAAAAACAAAAGAAUCCGAUUAAUUUAUAAAGUUUAAUCAAUUAAUGAUCAAUUACUCAUUUAAUAAACAAAUUUAGUUCAGAACUUUUCUUCAGUUUUUUUCUUUGUCCCAAUUCAUUAGCCAUUCAUAGCUAUCGUGUCCAAAUAAUUUAAGAGAUAUUAUUUUAUUUUUGAAAAAUAUAAUAAAUCUGAUAUAGAUUGAUUUUAAUUAGCUGUGUAUAUAUACAAUAUCUUACGAUAUUUGCUGGUCUUGGUUCAAUAUCUAAACGAAUUUUAAUGUUAUUUUCGAGAUUUGUUUCUAUAUAGUUUUUUCUGUU